AAAGGUUGAAGAAACAAAACGCAUCGACUCCGUCUCUCUUGUUGACGCAAAGCAGAAGCUUUAGCACGGCGAAAGCCAGCCAAGCCUGAGAGAGAAGAAACCCAAUAAUCGUUAAAAAAAACUCUUUCUGCUUCGUGUCCUUUUCGUAUCCUCUGCUUUACUACACGACACGUCGUUUUUACCUCCCUCUAUACCCCUUCUUCUGCAUAUAUUAUUAGUAGAUUUUGAGAGGUUCGAUUUUGUUUGGGAAUGGCAACGGAGACAUCAAAAGACGAAUUAUUGCAGCUAAUCAAAAGAUUUAGUGCUUAUUUAACCGUCAAGAUCUCAAAUCUCUUCUCUUUUAAUACCCUGGAUUCACGAUCAGUUGGGGCUGUUGCGGGGCUUGCUGUUGCGAUAGUCUUUACAUGGAGGUUGUUGAGGUCAAAUAGUGGACCUCAACGAAGGCAGCCGAAACGGCAAGCUUCUACGACUAGUAGUUCUGCAGUGACUACUCAACCCAACGCAGUGUCGAUAUCUUCUGGGGGUGUUUGUUCAUCUUCCGAGGAUUUGAGAGUGCAAAAUGCUGUUGAUGAGUUCUUUCAACCAGUAAAACCAACUUUGGCGCAAAUUGUUAGGCAAAAAUUGAGCGAAGGAAGAAAGGUCACAUGUCGUUUGUUUGAAGUAAUCCUUGAGGAAAGCAGUCCAGAGGAGCUUCAGAUUGUGAGCCAAGCAACUGUGAGGUCCUCUGUGCUGGAAGUGCUGUUAGAAAUCACAAAAUUUUGUGAUCUGUAUCUCAUGGAAAGAGUUCUUGAUGAUGAGAGUGAACAAAAGAUUCUUGCAGCUUUGGAAAAUGCAGGAGUUUUCACUUCUGGUGGUUUGGUCAAAGACAAGGUUCUCUUUUGUAGCACAGAAACUGGACGGUCAUCUUUUGUUCGACAACUAGAGCCAGAUUGGCAUAUUGACACUAAUCCUGAAAUCCUUUUUCAGUUAGCUCGAUUUAUCAAAUAUCAGCUUCAUGUUUCUCCUACUAGAAUUGAACGGACGGCUGCAAAUGUGUUCAGUUCUCCAUCCUUGGAACAGUUCUUCGGAUGCAUAUGAUGUAUCGACCUAUAAAACUUGAAAAUAGAAUUUAUAAGUCAAAAUAGUUUGUUCUUUCUGUUCCGACUGAUUACAGCUAAACGUUUUUCAGUCAAUCUUUCCUAGUUGCCGGUCUUCUGAUGAAGGGCUGUCAUGUCAUGUAUUCCACCGCUAUUUCAAGCUCAAAGCUUUGUUUGUUUGAAA
Messenger RNA from Populus nigra (black poplar), 1260 nucleotides. RefSeq names its product peroxisome biogenesis protein 22-like. Gene Ontology annotation, biological process: peroxisome organization. The coding region runs from base 250 to 1077 and encodes 275 amino acids. The record is from RefSeq and is a predicted model, not a curated record. The transcript is spliced from 8 exons. NCBI's taxonomy places the organism in Eukaryota, Viridiplantae, Streptophyta, Magnoliopsida, Malpighiales, Salicaceae.